Messenger RNA from Ectocarpus sp. CCAP 1310/34, 2274 nucleotides. The record is from the annotation of a GenBank genome assembly. Lineage: Eukaryota; Phaeophyceae; Ectocarpales; Ectocarpaceae.
CGCCAGUACUCGACGCUCAGGUGGAGGACGGAGACAAAACUGGGCAACAAGUUCAAGAACGUCACAUUGUACAUGUUGUUUUCCUAUGUCGGCAACUGGGGCCCGUUGUACCGCAUGCCUCCGCGAAGGGGAAGCUACUGGUUUCCGAAACAUGCGGCCAAGGACCAGCAACCAAGUCCGGGGUUUCGUAGAGGAGGUCGGCAUCUCAAACCAGUUUCCGGCCUUGGACGAGGCGAAUUGAGGCGUCAGCGCCCUUGUACUGUGUAAACGUCCGUCUUGCUUGUUGCAGCUGUACAACAAGCACGAGCAAAGGGCUAACAAGGACCGUAGUAACGACCCGCGAGCGCGCCAGGCAGCUCGGACGCCUCGCCAUGCCAAGGUGCGGAGGACUGCUCCUAAACCACUAACGCACUUGAGGCGUCGAUGGGUCGAUAGGUACUGCACCUCGCCUGAGGCGGCGGAUGCUUUGCUGGGUGAUGUGGAUAUCACGGGAUGCGUUUUGGACAUGUGCGGUGGGCCCACGGACGCCGUCGCGACCCGCCUUCGAUCCGCGUGCGAGAUACUCACGAACGACGCGUCCAGCGGAUACCAACCUUGACGCAAGCUUGGAAUCAUUCCCGGAAGACUUUCUCGCAGCUUACUCCGGGAAAAGGCCUGAGUGGGUGGUGACGAGCCCUCCGUACAGCAGGGCUCUGACUUUUGUCAAGGCCGCCAUGUCGUUGGCGACAAAAGGCGUGGCGUUCAAAAUGCCCAUUUCUUUCCUGGAACCUUGCGCCGACCGGGGUGGUUGGCUGCAAACGAACCCCCGUCUGUGUGUUUGUUUCUACGCAGAGCAAAAUACACGCGUGCGAACAAUGCGAAGGCGUCCAGCGGAUACCAACCUUGACGCAAGCUUGGAAUCAUUCCCGGAAGACUUUCUCGCAGCUUACUCCGGGAAAAGGCCUGAGUGGGUGGUGACGAGCCCUCCGUACAGCAGGGCUCUGACUUUUGUCAAGGCCGCCAUGUCGUUGGCGACAAAAGGCGUGGAGUUCAAAAUGCCCAUUUCUUGCCUGGAACCUUGCGCCGACCGGGGUGGUUGGCUGCAAACGAACCCCCCGUCUGUGUGUUUGUUUCUACGCAGAGCAAAAUACACGCGUGCGAACAAUGCGAAGAUGGGCGAAUUCUGGGGUGUGUGGUAUACUCAGGAAGUGAGCUGCCGCAACAAGACGAGGCUUGUUUUCUGUCCUGAAUAGCACGGCUGCAGUUGGGUAGCGAAAUGGUUCAGUUAGGUUGGGACAUAUGCAAGGCGUAACGUCACCGCAAAACUUUUUUGAAAAUAUUGGUUGUGGGAAUAUAUAUAUAUGUGUGUUGAAGACAUCUAUUUCGGGGAUGCGACAUGAUUAUGCCCCGAGCGAAGUUGGCAUGUUUUCGGGGCGUGCUCUAAGCAAACAAGCAAACGUAUGGGUUUGGCCGUAUCACGUGCACGUAGACUAAUGAGUUCUGGUGUCAUGCUUCUGUUUUGAUUGCACUAAGGAGUUUUUUUGUUCUUGUGUGUGUUGUUUUCGCGGCAUGAAUCCGGGCUUGCUGUUGAGCGUGUGCAUUACCUACCUAAAAAUACGGAGGUCGAUUUUUUUAAUCCUUGAAGUAAGGGCCAGGACCAGCACGUGGGCCACCAUUCAUGCCGUAAUCUCGAACGUGUGCUCAUGCAAGCCCCCACAAACGUUUCGCUCACCGGCACACGAACAACAAAUCGAUUUCUCAAAUUGACCUUUCGUUAGUCCCAGCACUCACGAGAUUCAACUGUUGUCCUACAUGAUGCCGCCACGCGUUUCCCUCUAUCUGCUCGUACUCUUCAACGUCAUCCUCCAUAACACUACCUAAAACCACGCCUCCACUCAAACCCGACUCGGCGUCCCUGGUCGAAGAAUCAAACAUACCCGGCAAGUGUUCCUCGUCGCUAUCGCUGUCACUAUCUUCAUCCCUGUCCACUAGCCCUCCCUCAGCUGAACGAUCUUCCUGCAUAUCACUUUCUUCCGUCUCUUCCUCGCGGCAUGUAAGCUUGCACUUGCACAACUCUGAGCAUUGGCCAAAACUGUUAGUGAUGCACACGCAGCUUGUGCAUUGACCCCCUCGCUUCCUCUUCCCAGAUGAACAGGUGCACCUUACCGUUUCAAAUCCACCCGGCCAAAUAGUAACCUUAGGGAACCUGCGCAUCGACAUCAUACAACCACCUUCAACCUCCGUACUCUCGAUGUACCCCAUCCCGUCCCAUUUGGGAACUUGAAUGGGGUACCU